CGGAAACCAUUCCCCAAUGAAUUCCAGACAAUUAGCAAGUAAUGGGUGUUGAGAUAGUAGAUAACCGACCAGAGGAUGAAACCAGAGCUGCUCCAGUUGAAGAUGUCGAGGAAGUGCAAAUUGACGAUAAAGAUCCAAGCAGAAAGACACAAAUUGGAACUCUAUUGAGCCCGAAGGAAAGAGCAGAGCUAAUAGCUUUUCUCCGCGCUAACAAUGAUGUCUUCGCUUGGACUUUGGCAAACAUGCCAGGAAUUCCAACCUCGGUAUCCCAGGAUAAGCUCAGCACCAAUCCAUUGAAGAAACUAGUAGCCCAGAAGCGACGUCUCUUCUGGGGGGAGAGGCUUCAGGUUAUAAAGGAAGAGGUAGAGAAGCUCCUACAAGCUGGUUUCGUCAGAAGAGUUGAUUACUGCGAAUGGGUGGCUAACCUAGUGUUGGUUAAAAAGGCAAAUGAGGAUGAAGAGAAAACCUCGUUCUAUGCUGGUGACGAAAUUUAUUGCUAUGUCAUGAUGCCAUUUGGCUUAAAGAACGCAGAACUAAGGUAUCCUAUUGCUGAGAAAGCAGAAUUAGCAGUUGUCACUUCGGCCAAAAAGCUGAGGCCAUAUAUCCAGUCACACCCAAUUAUCGUCCUCACAGAUCAGCCUCUUCAACAGAUCCUUCAGAAGCUAGAGUGUUCUGGAAGGUUAAUUAAGUGGGCAGUAGAACUAGGGGAAUUUGAGAUAACAUUUCAGCAGAGAUCUGUGAUCCGAGCUCAAGCACUGGCAGAUUUCCUCGUAGAAUGCACCCCAUGUCACUCAACCCCUAAUCCCGAGCCCAACGACUGGACCUUAUAUGUUGAUGGAGCAUCUAGUUGCAAGGGUUCAGGAGCUGGUGCUCUCUUAAUUGGCCCAGAUGGAUAUCGAAGUGAGCAUGCUCUGAAAUUUAAUUUCGAUGCAACAAAUAACAUGGCUGAGUAUAAAGCUCUACUACUUGGUUUGCAACUAGCAUUGGAGCUGAAAGUCAUGGCGAUACAAAUAUACACCUUGGUGGCCGAGCUGAAGUGCAAAUUUCAGAAAUUUUGUCUGAACAAAAUUCCCCGAACUAAGGAUGAACAAGCAGAUUCACUUUCUAAGUUCGCCUCUGAUAGCUCUUUAAGCUCCAGAUCAGUUUUUGUGGAAGUCUUAGACGAACCAAGCUUCAUGAAGCCACGAAUGAUGGAGAUCAGCACAGACCCGGACACACUGAGCUUGACUGACCCAAUUAUCUCCUUUUUACAAGACGGGACAGUGCCUGAAGACAAGCAAGAGGCAAUGAGGUUGAGGAAGAGAGCAUCUCGAUAUACACUUGUCGAUGGGGUCCUUUAUAAGAGAUCUUUCUCACUCCCUCUUCUACGGUUCUUGAAUCCUUAUGAAGCUAAGUACACACUUCGGGAGAGAUGCUCGAAGUGCCAAUUCUUCGCACAUUUGACUCACCAACCAGCAGAUGAGCUUACGAACUUGGUAGCACCGUGGCCAUUUGCUCAGUGGAGAGUUGAUCUUUUGGGCCCAUUCAUGAAAGGGGUUGAAGGUGUAACCCAUUUGAUUGUUGGAGUUGAUUAUUUUACGAAAUGGGUUGAAGCUCGGCCAUUAUCCAAUCUUACUUCCAAAAAGGUCGAAUACUUUGUUUUUGGCUCAAUUAUCUAUAGAUAUGGGAUCCCAAACCAGAUUGUGGCUGACAAUGGAGACCUUGUUCUCAAAAAGGCUGCCCUAAUAGGGUUUGAAACUUGUUUUGGCAAACUGGCCCCAAACUGGGAAGGCCCUUAUAUGGUGGCCGAAGUGCCACAUCCUGGUGCCUAUGUCCUCCAAGACGCUGAAGGGAAGAAAGUUCCUAGAGUUUUGAAUAUCAAUAACUUGAAGAACUGUUACCCCUAAUAAACUUCUUUCAAGUGACCUAUGUCUUAUUCUCCUUUAUACUAAUUACUUCUUGAUUGUUGAGAUUCAUUUUACCUCUUAUUCUGUAUGUCCGAGGUCAAUUUGUUUAGAAUUUUAUUCCUUGAGCUUCACUUUUAUUAAUGAAUGUCCCUUCACAUC
Rubroshorea leprosula is the source of this 2045-nucleotide messenger RNA. NCBI's taxonomy places the organism in Eukaryota, Viridiplantae, Streptophyta, Magnoliopsida, Malvales, Dipterocarpaceae. The record is from the annotation of a GenBank genome assembly.